Daldinia childiae is the source of this 1485-nucleotide messenger RNA. RefSeq lists its product as uncharacterized. The record is from RefSeq and is a predicted model, not a curated record. NCBI's taxonomy places the organism in Eukaryota, Fungi, Ascomycota, Sordariomycetes, Xylariales, Hypoxylaceae. The coding region runs from base 1 to 1485 and encodes 494 amino acids. The transcript is spliced from 2 exons. Gene Ontology annotation, molecular function: FAD binding.
AUGGCUACUGUAGAGAAACCGUUUCGUAUCGUAAUUGUCGGAGCCGGACUCGUGGGUCUUACUGCAGCACAUAUAUUAUCCAAAACGGAUAUCGACUUUGUUAUACUUGAACGACAUGAGAAUUUAACACCCGAACUUGGCUCUCUCCUAAGCUUGUGGCCGCCGACAUUUCGCAUUUUUGACCAAUUAGAUCUACAAGAUAAAUUGGAGCCUGUUCUUAACCCUAUCGACAAUGGAGUCACCAUGUCUGCCGACGACGGGUCCAUAUUCACAUCGUGGAACCCCGGAGAGUUGAUCAAAAAAAACCACGGGUACGGAUUAAAGGUUACUCAUCGCCCGCUCUUCAUUGAAGCCUUAUAUCAAAGCCUGCCUGACAGUGCGAAAGCACGAAUCAAGGUCAAGAAGCACGUCUUCAAAGUAAACGUGUCAGAUGAUGGAGUGGUCGUCGAGUGUACCGAUGGUACCGUGGAAAGGGGCUCCAUUGUGAUAGGUUUAGACGGCGUUCACAGUAGAGUUCGCCAAUGCAUGCAGGCGAUGGAGGAGGGUAGGGCAGCUCCGAGCAUAUCGGAAACCCCUAAGAGUCCCUACGUCACCACAUACAGGAUGGUCUUUGGAAGUAUACCUAUUCCUCCGACAUUACCAAAUAAUGUCAAUCACGAAUGCGCGUCAGGACGUGUAUCAACUCAGCUUCUCACUGGUAACUCUCUAGCAUGGUUCGGCGUGUAUGAAGCGCUUGAUAAACCUACGUCAGAACGCAUCAAAUAUACCGAAAAGGAUAAGGAGGAGGCCAUACAGAGAUGGGGACAUCUGUACACCGCUCCCGGCAUGAGAGUGCGCGACGUUUUCGGCCUACAGGAUGGAAACUUUGGUAUGAUCAACCUGGAGGAGGGUCGUGUAGACAAAUGGUAUUGGAAUCGUAUCGUCCUCGCAAGUGAUGCUAUUCGGAAACUAGAGCCUCACGCCGGAUUAGGAUAUAAUAGCGGUUUGGCCGAUGUAGUUGUCCUCGUGAAUAAGCUCCGACGCUUACUCGAGACUACUCGGUCACCGGAUACGAAAGCCUUAGAAGCGGUAUUCGCCGACUACCAGGAGGAGCGGAAAAAGGAUGAGCCAAUAGUUCAUGACAUGUCCAUGCGUCGUGCUCGAGCUUACGCGUGGCUCAGCCCAAUGGAUAAGAUCAUGACUAAAUACAUCAUCCCUUACACUAGCUUCGGAGUAUACAGCACAAACCGCAUAUAUGGGCCAGUCGUCUCCCGUGCCCCUGUCCUGGAUUGGCUGGAAGAGAAGUCUGAUACCAAAAACUUGAAAAUACCUUACGCCCACCAUCCUAUUGUCAAGGGGAAGAAGUCAAAGAAUGCGUUAUCAAGGAACCAUAGCUACUACAAUCCAUCAGCCUAUAUCGGAGUGGUCAUUGCGGCUGCUCUUACUGGAGUGGGACUCCAGUAUUACCAUAGGAUCUUGACAAUGAUAAGUCCCAAGGCGACCUAG